CCCCUGAUUCUAGGGUUUCUCACGCGGGACCUGGGGGUUGCUGCGGCGAGGCAUAGCGUACCGACGGCGGAGCAGGAUACGCGGCGGCCUGAAGCGGAAGCGGCGGCGGUGCAUCUUCUGGGAUCAGAAAGAAAAAGUUUUGUCGUAAUGGGGCUAUUCAAGGGAAGCUUCACAUUUAUUCUGGGAAUGGGAUGUGGUGUCUAUGUAGCUCAGAACUACAGUGUUCCAGAUGUCAAGAAGUUGUACAAUACGUACUCUUUCGUGGCACAGUACCUUGAAAAAACUUACCGUAAGCCAGAGAAAGAGGAAGAUUGAUUGUCAUUCCAUAGGUUCUUGCCACACUCCCCCCAGGGAAUGCAUUAGUAUAGUUCUUGCAUGACUCAAGAGUAUGUGCUGUGUAAAGGUCGUUUUCUUCUUUCAUGGUUGAACUAUGAGGGCUUAUCUUGACCAGUUAGGGAAUUCUAUUGUUGGAACAAUUUUGGGAUUGUUUGAAAAGCA
Molecule: messenger RNA, 498 nt
Organism: Lolium rigidum
Lineage: Eukaryota; Viridiplantae; Streptophyta; Magnoliopsida; Poales; Poaceae
Exons: 2
Coding region: 148-315 (55 amino acids)
Source: RefSeq, a predicted model, not a curated record